GACUUUCUUUUUCCUCCCAUGUGUUCAGAAGAAAAGGCCUAUAAGUAGACCUGUGUAAAGAAAAAUAUCAAAUUUAGGAGAGUAACCUUAGAAACCAUUUUCUUUCUCUUUUUUUGUUCUAAGGCAAGUAAAGAUUACAUUAUUGGAGGGAAUUUUAAUUACUUGGCCUUAGAAAAACCUUCUCUUUGGGGGUUUUCUUUGCUAAAAAUUUUGUUUUAAGCAUAGGAAAAAAGUUUCUAGUAUUCACUUUCUUGUUCUAAACUUGUGAUAAUUAGUUAAUUACUUAGCUUGUUUGAUAAUAAAGUUAAAAAAACAAAGAAAAUAUGGGACUUAUAGGAACUUUGGAGUAUAUUUCUGAUAUGAUGAGCAGUAGUCAUAAGUCUAAGAAGAAGAAGAAGCAGUUUCAGACUGUGGAGCUCAAAGUUAGAAUGGAUUGUGAUGGCUGUGAGCUUAAAGUCAAGAAAGCUUUGUCUUCAUUAAGUGGAGUUAAAUCAGUAGAGAUAAACAGAAAACAGCAAAAGGUGACAGUAACAGGAUAUGUGGAAGCAAAUAAAGUGUUAAAGAAGGCAAAGUCAACAGGGAAGAAGUCUGAAAUUUGGCCCUAUGUGCCCUACAAUUUAGUGGCUCAGCCCUAUGCUGCAGCAGCUUAUGACAAGAAAGCUCCUCCUGGUUAUGUUAGAAGGGUUGAGAACCCAACCAUUGGAACAAUUUCCACAUUUGAGGACCCUGCUUAUGUGACCAUGUUCAGUGAUGACAACCCUAAUGCUUGUUCCAUAAUGUAACGACAACGAUAAAUGUACCUCAAAUUCCGUGAAAAUUAAGAUCAACUAUAUGAAUUCUUAUUGUUUAUGUCGCUCAGUUUCAAAUUCGAUGGAAUUUUUAUA
Nicotiana tabacum (common tobacco) is the source of this 884-nucleotide messenger RNA. RefSeq names its product heavy metal-associated isoprenylated plant protein 23-like. The record is from RefSeq and is a predicted model, not a curated record. Gene Ontology annotation, molecular function: metal ion binding. Lineage: Eukaryota; Viridiplantae; Streptophyta; Magnoliopsida; Solanales; Solanaceae.